GCAGUGCUCUUCCGAAUGCAUCCCAGGAUUCCGCUGUGCAACGCAAGGGCACACGCCGCCUGCCAGAACGGCCCGGCAGCGGCGUGUGACAGACGGGGACAAAAGGCCGCUCCCGGCGCUGGGCGCCCCGAGCAGGCCGCGCCCCGAGCAGGCCGCGCUCCGCGCUCCGUGCCCCCGCCCCGCCCCGCCCCGCCCCUGUCGCGCCCCCGCCCUCCCGCGCCGGCCCCGCCGCCGGCCGCGCGCACGGCGCGGAGCGCGGCCCGGCCCGGCCCCGGCGGCGGCGCAGAAAUGGCGGCGGCGGCGCGGUGGUGUCCGGGCGGGCGCUGGGCGCUGUGCCUGUGCCUGUGCGCGGCGCUGCUGCCGCGGCCGGCGCGGGGCCUCACCGACCGCCUCUACUGCGGCCGCCGAGUCUGCUACGAGGUGCUGGGCGUCAGCCGGCAGGCCAGCAAGGCGGAGAUCGCCCGCGCCUACCGGCAGCUGGCCCGGCAGUACCACCCCGACCGCUACCGCGGGGAGCCCGCGGGCGGCGAGGGCAGCGGGGCGCAGGCGGCGCACGAGAAGUUCCUGCUCAUCGCCGCCGCCUACGAGACCCUCAAGGAUGAAGAAACACGAAAAGAUUAUGACUACAUGCUGGAUCAUCCUGAGGAGUAUUACAGGCAUUACUACCACUACUACCGCAGGAGACUGGCACCUAAAGUAGACGUCACAAUAGUGAUCCUAGUUACAGUGUGUGCCAUCUCCGUGUUUCAGUUCUUCAGCUGGUGGAGUAGUUACAAUGAAGCUAUCAACUACUUAGCAUCUGUGCCAAAAUACCGUAUACAAGCUACUGAGAUUGCCAGGCAACAAGGUUUACUCAACAAGACUAAAGAAAAAGGCAAGAACAGGCGGUCUAAAGAAGAAAUUCGUGAAGAGGAGGAAGAAAUUAUCAAAGACAUUAUUAAAAAUAAAAUAGAUAUAAAGGGUGGUUAUCAGAAGCCCAAAAUAUAUGAUAUCCUCCUAUUUCAGAUCCUUCUUGCUCCUUUUUACUGGUGCAAAUACAUAGUUUGGUACUGUUGGUGGAUUUAUUGUUUCACUAUUAAAGGGCAAGAGUAUGGUGUGGAAGAGAAGUUGUAUAUCAUACGAAGGUACAUGAAAAUGUCUCAGUCUCAGUUUGACAGCCUGGAAGAUCAUCAAAAAGAGACCUUUCUUGAACGGCAGCUGUGGAUACGAGAAAACUAUGAGGUGUAUAAGCGAGAACAAGAGGAGGAGUUAAAGAAGAAGAUGGCCAUGGAUCCCCGAUGGAAGAGAUACCGGCGGUGGAUGAAAAAUGAAGGACCUGGAAGACUGACUUUUAUUGAUGAUUGAAAGUUGCUGAACAAAAUGUGUGCUAUUGCUGAAAGUGAUUUGCAGAACUUCUCAUUACAUCAUUCAGAGUUUUGUCUGCUGUGGCUUAGCAGUGAUCUAAAACUCAGGAACUAUUACAUCAGGCAGAAGCAUAAUACAGGUUUACCAUUUUUAUAAAUCAGACCUAUUAAAACAGGCUCAGCCUAAUGUAUAUAUGCCAUUUACUUGGGGAUAUCAGUGUGGAAUUCAUUAUUCCAAACAAUGUAUUUUUGCUAGAUACUUAAUAUUCAUCAUCAAUGAAACCAUAACUCUAGUCUUUCUGAAAAUGUUUAGUUCAAACAUUGACAAGUCCCAGUUUUCCUCUUUAAGCUGAAGGUUUCUGUAAGUGGAAACUGAAAAUGCUUAUAAAGGAUUCUGAAGCAAAAGCCAUUUUCUGUUUUCCUCUCUUUCCCCCUACUUUUCAAUCUAAUUUCUAAGAUGCCAAAUUGGUUGUUUUUCAUGUAAACAGUAUGGGGAUUAUACAAGACUACUGCUAUUCCUGCUUCACUUGGAAAUGGAUUUUAUUCUUUGUGGGAAUAAAUGAUGCAUGAUUGAUCAUCAUUGUGAUGCAAACAAGCCUUAAUUCUUUGUUCUACAGAGUAAUUAAUGAAACAGUAUGCUUGGAUGUUUUGUGGUUUUUCAUCUUGUACAUUGGAUUAUACCUGCUUGUUCAGAACAAGUACACCAGUGAAUAUUAGUUUAUUAAAUGUGACAUUUCUUUCACCAAAGUAUUGAUUAAAGGGAAAAAUGACCCUUUUGUUAAAAAUGGCAAUUUUGAUGCCUUAUGUAAAUAAAAGUUUAUAUAUGCAGACUUAAUUAGUUUUAAAUUCUAAAUCUUAAGUAUUCAUUACAUUUAUCUCUUCUGAUCAGACCUCUGAGUACUUAGAAUAAAUAAUGCAUAAUAGUAGUCUGUGGUUUGCUCUGUAACAACCCAGGGCAGAGUUUCUGUGAUUUGCUGGUAAAAGGGGUUCUGCUACCUUAUUCCUCCUCAAUAAUUUUACUGGGGAAGGAAUGAUGGGAGCAUAGUCUCUCUCCUGUCAUCACAUUUGUAAAGGUGAGUUCCUUAGAGGGAAACUGCUGAAAACAGUGCCUUGUUAGCUGCCUUCUGUAGAGAUUGGUUCUGGGACCACAGGUUUUGAACUUGCUACUCCUGACCUUUUGCACAUUCUUGAAAUGUUUCAGUUUUCUGUUUAAAA
Messenger RNA from Passer domesticus (house sparrow), 2558 nucleotides. RefSeq names its product DnaJ heat shock protein family (Hsp40) member C25 (gene DNAJC25). Gene Ontology annotation, cellular component: endoplasmic reticulum membrane. Bases 16 to 1344 code for a protein of 442 amino acids. NCBI's taxonomy places the organism in Eukaryota, Metazoa, Chordata, Aves, Passeriformes, Passeridae. The record is from RefSeq and is a predicted model, not a curated record. Gene Ontology annotation, biological process: protein folding. The transcript has 4 exons.